Saccostrea echinata is the source of this 3842-nucleotide messenger RNA. RefSeq names its product DNA polymerase subunit gamma-1-like. The coding region runs from base 217 to 3594 and encodes 1125 amino acids. The transcript has 25 exons. Gene Ontology annotation, biological process: mitochondrial DNA replication. NCBI's taxonomy places the organism in Eukaryota, Metazoa, Mollusca, Bivalvia, Ostreida, Ostreidae. Gene Ontology annotation, cellular component: mitochondrion; gamma DNA polymerase complex. The record is from RefSeq and is a predicted model, not a curated record. Gene Ontology annotation, molecular function: DNA-directed DNA polymerase activity; DNA binding; 3'-5' exonuclease activity.
GAGACUUCGUGAUAAGAAAAAAAAAUUAGGAUGUGGAUUGCUGAUGUCUUUAUAAAGGCGAUUGAAUCUAAUUGUAGAUAGAGUUGUUUUACCAUUAAAAGUGAUCGAUAGACAGGAUAGCACUCUCUAAAAAUGUUUAUCCACCGCAAAGGAAAAGUUUUACAAGAGAAUUGUAUACAUAAUGAAGCAACCAGUUAAAGAUGCAAAAAAAUUAAAAUGAUAGCACACAUGAACAGCUUACGGACUGGAUACUGCAGUUGGAGAUAUCACAGAAGAUUGUUGAAGAAAUGGUCAGAAAAAAGAAGGAUUUCUUUAACCCAUUAUCUAUGUGAGAACAACAUGCUUCAAUCCAGCUCUGUAACAACAAAAAGUAUAGAUACAUUCAAACCACAAGUGAAUGAAAUUGAAAUCCAGAUGUUGCCAGAAAAUCUUCAUCAACAGAUUUUUCCCAACAUAAAUUCCACAGAGGGAGAAACCUCCACUGAUUUGGAUGAAAUCAAGAAAAAUCUUUCUAAGCAUGGUUUGUGGGGUAAAGAGACAGCAGUAUUGGAUGAGGUUAAGGUGGAUCUCCCCGAGCUUCAGGGGAAGUCAAUCACAGAGCACUUCUACAACAUAGCUAACCAGCAGCUUGAUGGCUAUGUACAACUGACAAAAGAGUUAAUGUGGGAACCAGUUCCAACUAAACCAAAGAAAUGGUCCCAGAGAGCAGGCUGGACAAAGUAUGAUGCUAAGUCGGGGAGGGGCACCCCAGUGGAAUAUCCAGAGGAGGACAUCUUGGUGUUUGAUGUUGAGGUCUUGGUACAAGAGGGACAUUAUCCAACCCUGGCAACUGCUCUCUCUCCAACAAACUGGUAUUCUUGGUGCUCAGAGGCAGUAAUGAAGGGAAAAUUCCGAUGGACCAAAAAUCCACAGCCAUGUGACCUGAUUCCCUUGGAGUCACCAGCCCAAAAUUACGGUUCAAAUAAAGAAGGAAGUAGGAAGAAGGUGGUGAUUGGUCACAAUGUAGGCUUCGACAGGUCAUUCAUCAAGGAGCAGUAUUAUAUUAAGAAAUCCGGUGGACGUUUUUUGGACACCAUGUCCCUUCACAUUGCUGUGUGCGGUAUGACCAGCUUCCAGCAAGUUCUGUUUCAGUCCAGCAAGAAGGAAACAAACAGGAAGGAUGUUAGAGAAUACAUAGAGAUGAAGCACUCCAGAAGGGAAAUGGUUGAUAACACUUGGACCAGCGAGAGUACUAUGAAUAAUCUGAAUGACGUGUACCAGCACCACUGUGGAGGAGAAUCUCUUAAGAAAGCCACCAGGGACGUGUUCGUGAAAGGUAGCAUGGCAGAUGUCAGGGAAAUGUUUCAGGAACUGUGUUCAUAUUGUGCUGGUGAUGUGGAAGCAACUCUGCAUGUUUUUAGAAAAGUCUGGCCACAAUUUCUUGAGAGAUUCCCAAACCCAGUGACUCUAUCAGGAAUGAUGGAGAUGGGAACAGCCUACUUGCCUAUCAAUCAAAACUGGGAGAGGUACAUCAACCAAUCAGAUGAUGUAUAUGAUGAUCUUCAGAAUGAGCUUUCUCGACUGCUCCAAAAGAUAGCAAACGAGGCUUGUGAAUUACUACACGAUAACAGAUAUGAAGAUGACCUUUGGCUGUGGGAUUUAGACUGGAGUGUUAAUGAAUAUAAGCUAAACAAACCAAAAAAGAAGCCCAAGGACACUAAUAAGGCAAAAACACCAGAACAAGUGCUUGAAGAAAUCCUGGAAACAAAAGACAGAAUUCCUAAGGUUGGCCGUCAUAUGAUUGGAUAUCCUGCAUGGUAUAGAGAGUUAUGUCCCAAGAAGACAGCCAAAGACUGGAAGCCAGGUCCCUCCCUAAUCACCACCUCGCGACGCAUCACCCCCAAGCUCCUAAGAAUGACCUACAAGGGCUACCCCCUACAUUAUGAUUCCAAAUUUGGAUGGGGUUUUUUAGUUCCUGACAAACACAAGGCUGCAGCUGAUAGACAGAAGUUAGCCAUGGCUGAAGAGGAUAUGUCAAAUUUCCCCAUCAUAAACUUAUUCAAGAUGUGUAAGGAAUCUGUGUCUGAAGAUUUACUGGUUCCCAUGACUGACAAUGAAAUGGAGAAGAUGUUAAACACAGCAAAAGAUGACAUGGAGUGGAAUGAACGAGCUAAACAUCUGGACGAGGCGGGCAUCAAAAAACAAGCCAAGAAAAAAGACGAUAUCCUAGAGGUGAAAGAAACAAAGUAUGAUGUUGGGAUUCCAGGCUGUUGGUUCCAAAAAUUGCCUCACAAGGAUGGCAAAGGAAGCAAUGUGGGUAACCCGCUGUCAAAGGACUUCCUUCCCCUAAUAGAGACCGGUGUUCUGAAGUCCCUUUUAGUGACAGCAGAGACUGUACUGAAACUGACCAAGAUGUGCUCCUACUGGCAGAAAAACAAAGACAGAAUCUCGGGACAGAUGGCAGUGAUCCUGAAUGAAGAAGAUCUACCAGACACUGUUACAAGUGACCCAAGUUACGACGUUAAUGAUGCCUAUGGAGCCAUCAUUCCAAGGGUUAUAUUUGCCGGAACCAUUACAAGGAGAGCUGUGGAGAAGACUUGGAUGACAGCAAGCAAUGCUUAUAUUGACAGGGUGGGUAGUGAAAUGAAGUCAAUGAUCCAGUCUCCCCCAGGGUACCAUUUCGUGGGGGCUGAUGUUGACUCUCAGGAGCUGUGGAUUGCAGCCAUUAUUGGUGACUCCAAAUACAAGAUACAUGGUUCUACCCCAUUUGGCUGGAUGACACUACAAGGAAAUAAAAAUGACAAAACAGACUUACACAGUAAAACAGCGGAGACUGCUGGAAUCACCAGGGACCAUGCUAAGAUUUUAAACUAUGGUCGCAUUUAUGGAGCUGGGCAGAAGUUUGCUGAGACUCUGCUAAUGAAUUUUAAUCACAAUCUGACCCCAAUAGAAGCAGCUGCUAAAGCUAAGAAACUGUACGAAACAACCAAAGGAAAAAGGAAACGUGAUCUGAGGCAGUGGGAAGGAGGGACGGAAAGUGUGAUGUUCAACAUGUUGGAAUCGAUAGCCAGGUCCCCCUCUCCAAAGACGCCAGUACUGAGUGCCUCCAUCAGUAAAGUGUUAGAACCAGAGGUUAUAGGAGAUGAGUUCAUGACAAGUCGUAUUAACUGGGUGGUACAGAGUUCAGCUGUGGAUUACCUGCACCUGAUGUUGGUGUGUAUGAACUGGCUCUGUAAUCAGUACGAUAUUGAUGCCCGGUUUAGCAUCAGUAUCCAUGAUGAGGUUCGGUACCUGGUGGCCAGUAAGGACCGGUACAGGGCAGUUCUAGCUUUACACAUCACAAACCUCCUCACCAGGUGUAUGUUUGCUCAUGCUCUAGGAAUGAACAAUUUACCUCAGUCAGUGGCCUUCUUUAGCAAAGUAGAUAUAGAUCAGUGCUUAAGGAAGGAAGUGAACCUGGAGUGUCGAACUCCCUCCAACCCUAGUGGUAUGGAGAGAGCCUACAAUAUCCCCAUGGGCGAAGGUCUGGAUAUCUACAGGACCCUGGAAAUCACGAAAGGAUUACUACAUUCUGUAGCGGAUUCUAGCAAUAUAAGGACGGAACUUGCACUGUGAAAAGACGAAGAAACAACCUUUUGUGUAAUUUAUACAGGUGCAAGCUAGCAUUUGCAAGGUUAUAGAACAGAUUUGAAAUCAUAAUAAUAUUGUAAUUAUCUUUCUUUAUUUGUAUUUUUACAGGUAAAAUGUCUUUGUUUUUAAAGGAAAUGUUUACAUACGUUGUUUUAAAUGGUGCUUGGUUUUAGCAUUGAAAUCCAUAUACACCGGUUUCAAUGGUUUGGAUAUACCGUAUAACGGGUAUUUUC